Morus notabilis is the source of this 940-nucleotide messenger RNA. RefSeq names its product histone H1. Gene Ontology annotation, biological process: negative regulation of DNA recombination; nucleosome assembly; chromosome condensation. The coding region runs from base 65 to 697 and encodes 210 amino acids. The transcript is spliced from 2 exons. Lineage: Eukaryota; Viridiplantae; Streptophyta; Magnoliopsida; Rosales; Moraceae. Gene Ontology annotation, cellular component: nucleosome; nucleus. The record is from RefSeq and is a predicted model, not a curated record. Gene Ontology annotation, molecular function: structural constituent of chromatin; double-stranded DNA binding; nucleosomal DNA binding.
GCAAAAUUUCCGUUUUCGUGAAGUUUCUUUCGCAUUGCGAGUGUUUUUAAUCGUUCCGUCAGUAAUGUCAGACACCGCCGUCCAAGUCGAAGCUCCUUCCGUCGAGGUCCCGCUGGCGGAGCCAGCUCCGGUAGAGGAGCCGAAGAAGCCUGUGAAGGAGAAGAAGCCUCGGGUUCCUAAGGAGAAGAAGCCCAAGCAACCAAAGGCCGCUUCUCAUCCUCCUUAUUUCGAGAUGAUCAAGGAGGCUCUGACUUCUCUGAACGAUAAGAGCGGGUCGAGUCCGUACGCUAUAGCCAAGUACAUGGAGGAGAAGCACAAGGCGGUGCUUCCGGCGAAUUUCAAGAAAAUUCUCGCUCUUCAACUAAAGAACUCCGUGGCAAGAGGAAAGCUUAUCAAAAUUAAGGCCUCGUACAAGCUCUCCGAGGAAGGGAAGAAGGAGAAGAGCGAAACCGGAAAGGUCUCGAAGGCCAGCACCGAGAAGAAGCCAAAAGAGGCGAAAAUGACAUCUCAGAGGGAAACUAGGAAAACGACAUCUCAGAGGGAAACUAGGGCAAGCAAAAAGCCCGAGAAGGCCAAGAAAACGACAACCGCAGCAACGAAGAAGAAGAGGAGCAAGAAAUCAACUCCUGUGAAGCCCAAGCAGCCGAAAUCGAUCAAGUCUCCUGCUGCUAAGAAGGCCAAGAAGGUCGCUGCGUGAGUAUGUAGAAAAUCGAUAUCGAUGUGUAUGAAAAUGCGAAUAAGCCUCGCUUUUGUGUAAGUUUUUAGGCGUCGUUUGUGCUUUUUUGUCUAUAUCAAUGGAACCUGAUCUAGUGUAAGUUUUAUUAGUUUCUGCAGAUGCUCUGAACAUAUUGCGAGUCUUUUUUUGUAAUAUGCGUUUUUGGUGGAAAUGGGAAACCGAUCUUUUGUAGUAUAAACGAACAAUGGUUUUUGCCAUUUCUCA